Penicillium argentinense is the source of this 1158-nucleotide messenger RNA. RefSeq names its product zinc-binding alcohol dehydrogenase family protein. Gene Ontology annotation, molecular function: oxidoreductase activity, acting on NAD(P)H. The annotation marks the transcript as partial. The record is from RefSeq and is a predicted model, not a curated record. Lineage: Eukaryota; Fungi; Ascomycota; Eurotiomycetes; Eurotiales; Aspergillaceae. The transcript has 3 exons.
CGGCGGGAGACGAGAGGUUUUUUAUCCGAUAUGCAGCAAGCUUUGAUUCUCAAAGAGGUCCAAAGGCCACUGGUACUAUGCAGGCGACCUAUUCCUGAGCCCAGUAGGAAUCAAGUUCUUGUGAGGAUCGUUGCAGCCGGAAUUAAUCCUCAUGACCAAAAGGGUCGAGACCGUGGUUUACUUGUUGAGAAGUACUUGCCUCAUGCGAUCCUAGAGAACGACAUCAGCGGUAUUGUCGAGAAGAUCGGACCAGACGUCCAAAGGUUCUCCGUUGGAUAUCGCAUCUUUGGGCAGUCUAAUAUCCUUUCGGGCGGUCCUGACCAAGCUGGCUUGCAGCAAUUCUGCAUCCUUCAUGCAAACUUUGCCGCUCCCAUACCCCUGCAUAUUAGCUUUGACGAGGCAGCGACAUUCCCCGUUAAUGCCAUUGCGAGUUUUAUCGCCCUAUUCGAUUCGUCUGGAUUGGAUCUAGCACCAAAGUUUCUGGGCCACGGGGUGGACUACGCGAAUGAAGCGAUUCUCAUCAUUGGAGGUAGCUCUAACAGUGGGAAAUUUGCCCUUCAGUUCUCUCGUCUCGCAGGCUUUGGGAAGAUUAUUACAACAGCGAAGGUCCGCAGCGAUGGGGGGCAAUCCCUCCGUGACUUUGGUGCUACUCAUAUUAUAGAUCGGGAGGCAGCGGAUGUGGAAGAUCAGAUCCGUGCGCUGGUGGGCGAUGACUUGUUGUACGCCUUUGACACGGUUAACGGUGCUUACUCGGGUGGUGUCAGCCACCAGCUGGCGCUCUCGCUUCUGUCGACCACGAAGAAAGGGUCCUUGGCAACAUUGGUGCGUGGAGAGGCUGAUCCUGCAAUUGCAGCUACAAAGACCGCUGGUUUCAAGAAAAAUCAGAUUGUCGGAGUCAGUGAUCUGCACCAAGAGCUGGCUGCCAAGUUCUGGAUGGAGUUGCCAGGUUGGAUCGAGAAGGGUGAGCUGAAGCCGCUGGACUUUGAAGUCAUAGACGGAUUAGACGCGAUGAGAGUCGACAACCUGCUGGACGACUACCGUGACGGUAGAGAGGUAAAGAAGACUCAUGUGCAUCCCUGGGGACUCCAUUCUUGAUAUGCAGUUGCCUAAAUUAACGCCAAACUGUCACAUAUAAAAAGUACUAUUCCAAGUAUCGCC